AGAGGAGCUGGGGGAGGACGGUGGCCCGCGAGGCUCGUCGCAGACAACGCGGCGGCGAUGUCCGCGAGCCAGGCGAGUGCCGCGGCAGCAGCGGCGGGGCCUCGCACGCGGCAGGGCGGCCUGGGCUUCGGCCUCCCUCCGGUUCCCAGGAAGCGAGCUGGCGGCCAGCGCGGGACCAGCAGCAGCAGCAGAGGCGGAGGCACCGGCGCGUCUCUCUCCUCCCCUUCAGCCUGAGCCGGGGGAGGCCAGGCGGCCCGGGUGGCUGGAGGGGGGGGUCCGCUGCCCAAGAAUGGGAAUUCUCUUCACCAGGAUAUGGAGACUGUUCAAUCACCAGGAGCACAAAGUUAUCAUUGUUGGGCUGGAUAAUGCAGGGAAAACUACCAUUCUUUACCAGUUUUCUAUGAAUGAAGUUGUACAUACAUCACCUACAAUUGGAAGUAAUGUAGAAGAAAUAGUGAUUAAUAAUACACGUUUCUUAAUGUGGGAUAUUGGUGGUCAAGAAUCUCUUCGUUCUUCCUGGAACACUUACUAUACUAACACAGAGUUUGUAAUUGUUGUUGUGGACAGUACAGACAGAGAAAGAAUUUCUGUAACUAGAGAAGAACUCUAUAAAAUGUUAGCCCAUGAGGACCUAAGAAAAGCUGGAUUGCUGAUUUUUGCUAAUAAACAAGAUGUUAAAGAAUGCAUGACUGUAGCAGAAAUCUCCCAGUUUUUGAAAUUAACUUCUAUUAAAGAUCACCAGUGGCAUAUCCAAGCAUGCUGUGCUCUUACUGGCGAGGGAUUAUGCCAAGGACUUGAAUGGAUGAUGUCACGACUUAAGAUUAGAUGAUCUCUACUGACCUCUUCUCAUAGACUUUGUAUCAACGAAGUGCUGGACUUUAUCUGAAAGCUGCAAAAAUUAAUGGUUUAGAUAUAUUUAUAAUAAACUGAUUUAAACUUUUUCUAUAAGAAGAAUAAUUAAGACCACUUAUUUGAGAACAAAGAUGAAGUCUCAUUUUCCAAUCUGCUUUCUCAUUAGUCCCUUCCAAAGCAAGGUCUUUAAAGCUGUGAUUGCCAUUUUUCUCAUAAUGAAUCCUCUCAGGACAUUGUGUAGCCUGUGGUAAGUACAAAGGGAGAAGGAGACAUUUCUAACUUUAAGAGCUUUAUUGUCAGUAUAGGCCUCCCUAGUUGAAUGUUGUUCUCUUCUUGUUCCAUUAAGUCAGAAUACAAAUCAGCACAGAUAUUCAGUUUCCAAUAUUUUAAAAUGUAAGGUUACUUAUGAAAAGUAUUUUGCAUAAGGUUGUGUAUCUAUUGUGUAUAUACCUCAAGUUCAAGUUUAUGGCUUUGAUUUAUGUUCUGAAGAAAAGCAAAUAACACAAAAGGUAAUACUGUCCUUAGUUAUAACCGUAAUGAGAUGAGUACUGGCAGUGGUGUUAAGUGCCAUUUUGUGCUUUCCCCUGUGUUCUCUGUAUUGUACUAACCAACCCCCAAAAUGAUUGAACUGCUCUGAAAAAAAAAGAAAGAACGAACGAAAAAGAAAGAAAAGGAGAAAGCUCGACAUUUUGUACCUAUUUUUUUGUUGUUCAAAUUACAUACAUGAAAACAUGUAAUCUGAGUGGAGUAUCUGCAAAUUUUUGGCUUAGUGUUACGAAUGGACAGAAUUUCACAUUGAGCAAUCCUUGUUCCCUUUGUUGGAUCUAUGCCAUCUGAAUUACUGAGAAAAAUGUUAAUCCAUUAAUCAGUCAAUCAUUAAUUAUUAAAAUUAUCAAGUGAUUUUUUUUUCCCGCAUUAAUUGGAAGCUAUUGUGUAAAAUAUGCCUACCCAGAGAAGUAUCAUCCUAUAAAUAUUACAAAAUAAUUUACCUAGAGUCUUCUUAGGUAUUGAAUUAUACAAGCAUUUAGAGUGAGUUUGAGAUGAAAAGUACUUAUUUUCUAAGCAACAAAGGUUAUUUCUUAAUUUGAAAAUUUCUUAUUUCUGGAGUUGGGAUAGUUUGAGAUUUUUUUGUUUCUACACUUUUUUCUUUUUCACUUCUUACUAACCAACGUGAAUGCAUCGACAGCUAUAAAACACAAUUUUUUUAAUGCUUUUAAGAGUUUGGUUUAAAAAGUCGAUCAACACAUGAUAAAUUAUUUUUACAAAGAAGUAACUUGGCCCCAAAUAUCUUAUGUUUGGUUAGGGUAUUUUGUUUUUCACUGAAAAUGGAAAGAUAUGAAGGUUGAAGGUAUUUUUAUUGUAAUUGUAAACAGACUUAUCCUAAAUGUGUUCACACAUAUUUUUGGGUACUCUCUUUGUAUAUGUUUCAUGCCCUGAAAAUCUGAAGGCUGAUCCAAAGUGGCAUGUUUUAGAAUAUUCAAGAAGAGAAGUAACUACCUUUAAUAUGAGCCUUUUGGAUUUCACGCAGAUUUUGAUGAGGAGUAAUAGUAUAUACUACAAGCAUUGACAAAACUUUGAAAGUUUCUUUCUGUAAAAUACAAUAUACUCAGUAGCUAAAUCCAAGUCAGGCAUGGGAGAUCAGUGUUUAACAGUGGAUGUUUUGUGUUUUAUAUUUAUAUUAUAAUGUUCAUAAUGCAAGUAUAACAUUUUAAUAUUUGUCAACUUGCUUUUACAAAAGUAAAUUCUAAAUUACUAAGCUUUAUUUGUUCAUAUGUUCUCAUACUUUUCAAAUCACUAUUAGGAAUCACUUGUUUUAUAUUAAAAACUCCCUUAAAAACCCAA
Lynx canadensis (Canada lynx) is the source of this 2694-nucleotide messenger RNA. It is a transcript of the gene ARL5A, whose product is annotated as ADP ribosylation factor like GTPase 5A. Bases 290 to 829 code for a protein of 179 amino acids. Gene Ontology annotation, biological process: protein localization to Golgi membrane; intracellular protein transport; vesicle-mediated transport. NCBI's taxonomy places the organism in Eukaryota, Metazoa, Chordata, Mammalia, Carnivora, Felidae. The transcript is spliced from 7 exons. Gene Ontology annotation, molecular function: GTP binding; GTPase activity. Gene Ontology annotation, cellular component: cytoplasm; trans-Golgi network. The record is from RefSeq and is a predicted model, not a curated record.